CAUAGGCAACACAAACACCAGGCAGUGCUGGCAGUAAACUCAGCGUUUCAGUUUUUCCUCCCACACUCAGCUGUGACUUUUACUUUGAUGUCUUGAAGAAUCUAAUUUUGUUUUUGUUUGUUUGUUUUUGUAAAGCUAAGUAGAAAUGCCACCAAAGGCAGCUAAAAGAAAACCGCACAAAAAUGGCAGUCUGACUCCAGCUGCAGUCAUCAGCAAGAACUGGGAGUGUGGUCUGACUUCAGCCGUGUUUGAAGAGGACUCCUGGAAGGUCUGUGUAUCACUGUUGGUUGGAAGAAGUUCACAGGAUGAGGAGCUGAUGGGGCCUCUGGUGCUGGCUGUCCAGAAACCAUUACGCAGACAUUUCACCUGUCUCACAUGGGACGACACUCUAGCAGAGAUCAGAGAACUGGGAAAUCCCAGUGUUAAAAAAGCUGACAGGGCCCCCAUGUUUUAUGAGGUGACAGAGUCUGCAAAAGUGCUUCUGGAUGCAGGAGAGGAGAUUCCCUGUGACCUGAUGGCAAAAAUACUCAAGUUUCAACUUCUGCAGAUAAAAUCGAAAGAUCAGCAGAGGAUGGCAGCAGAGCAGGCUGUGGGGGAGGGGAAGGGAAAAGAAAAAGAUGGAGUCGAUGGAAGAGAAUCUGUUGUCUCUUCCAAGUCUCUUGACAAAAAGGCAAAGAAAACACACUCAUCCGUGGAAGCUUCAAAGGAAAAAAAGACCAAAUUGAAACGGCGGAAUGAGACUGAGCCACCUCAGUUCAUUGAUGACGAGCCUGAAAAUGGUCCUCAUCACUACAUCCUUUUGUUGGGCUUUUACAACCCCCACCUUGUGGUGGAGCUCGAAGGCAUCGGCAUUUAUGUCAACAGUGUCAUCAAGUUGUUUUUUGAGCAGCAGCGUGCGCCUGAUGACAGCGAGCUGAGCCAUGGAGAACCUGCAAUUUUGGAUACAGACCUUAGUUGUGAUGUGAGGCAGCCUGUGGAAAGAAGGAAUCCAGAACUGUUCUGGUCAGGUCUGAGUUCGGUAUUGGACAGCCAGCUGCCUGAUUCCAAGCUCUGGGACGUUGCUCAGCUCAGUUACAACGUCCCAAAUGUCUCAUAUCCUGUCCCCACACAGGAUCCUGACACUGUGCUGGCAUUAGGAAGCUCCGUCUUUGAGGGUGUGGCCCAUCUCAUCUAUGACUGUUUGGAUUGGCAGAAGCAGCACCAGCACUACCUCAACAACAUUAACCUCAUCAGCGUACCUGCUGUUGUUGGGACAGAGCUACUCCCUGCACAGGCAUCUUCACACUCCAGGAAGAAGGCAGUGCAGCAGCAGCAAACCCCACCAGAGGCGGAGCCUCCUGUCUUGACCACAGAUGUGGACAUGUAUUACUACAGCCACCUGCUGGACUCCGUUCCCCCUGAAGCCUGCUCUGUAGCCCUGAUCCUGCACUGUAUGCUGGAGCAGGUGGUGAUUUCCACACAGCAGCUUGCGUCUCUUUCCUCCUGUGUGGCAGAGACGCUGCGACCUGAUGAUGACCCUUGGUCAGACCAUCAUCUGGCGUGUUGCAUCCUCCAAAGAUUCCUGCCUCUGGCUUCCAUAGAAGAGGAGACAAACCAAAUGUUAAACAGCUUCCCGACUGUCGCAGAAAAUGAACAAGAAAAGAAGAGGCUGGUGGAGACCUUUGGGGUGCCAGAGCAGGAGAAGAAGGUUAACCAUCCUGUGAUUUUCAGACAGCAGGAUGAGAGGGCUCUGCGCCUGAAGGACGUAACUGGGACUACUGGGUUUGACCCAGCAGAGGCUGAGCUGUCCAUUCUCAAGCUUUCUCCACUGUGGGAGCUGAUCCACUCUGUAAAUGCCAACCCCCUCUGGGGCACACGAAAACAGGAGCUGCACUUCUACUGCUGCACAGAAGAUGGUGUGUCUUGGCCUGAGGUGGAACUUCUGUUUCAUCAGAGUGUGUUUGAGAGCAUGCCGCUGACCAGUGUCGAUAAAUAUGGGGUGUUAGUGAAUGCAGCUCAAGGACCAGCUCAGCACACAACUCCCUCGGUAAUUCCUUGGGAUGAUCCGCUGGCUUUCGCCAAACAGCAGCUACGCAACCAAAAGAAUAAAGGUUUGACAUUUUUGACUGAAGAUCCUGGAAAUGUGGAGCGCAUCAGUUUGUCUGACAUUCAGAUGUGUAGGCGGAGAUCUUUGCAUGAUUGGCGCUACGCUGAACACCACAGUGCAAGUGUGUUAGCACAGAUGCUUCAGUUCGUGUCAGAAGAAUUCCGCUGCUUGGACACAACCGGAGGAAGCUGCAACAACACCUUGUACAUUUUCUGCCACAAUCCUAUGAGUGCAAAUCGCCAGUGCAAGGAGUUCUGGGAUACAUUUCUUCACACCGACGUCGGGUUCAGAAAGUACCUGGAACAUGUGGCUGAUUCAAUUUCGGAUUGGACUAAAGAGCAGGAAGUCAAGCGACAGCUGAAGCUCGUGGGAAACCUUCCCGAGUCAUUAAAAGGUGCUGCAGCUUGUCAGCACCAAGGCUCUGACAGUGUGACUGCAAUUACCGACGUGCGAAGUCAGACGUCAGAAGAGAAAGUUGGUGAUUGUGGAGAGCAAGAGGACACGCUGGAGUCGGUCAUCAGAGAAGGCUCUCUUAAAGCAUUGAGUUUGGAGAAGGAUCAUCUCACAGAUGAAGAGGUGGACAAGAAAGCAAAGAGAGAGAAGACACAUAAGGGUAAAGAGCAGAAAGAGGAGGCUGAAAACAAACCUUUAUCUGGUGCCGAGAAGAGCAGAACAAAAACAUCAGAGUGCGCUGAGUGUGUUAUGACAACAGCACCCCCUGUGGGAGAAAGUCAACAAGAGCAUCCAUCAGAGGAGGUGUCCAAGGCUUUCACAGGCUACAGCAUGGAUGGAAAGUUGAUCCAUGUGUCAGGUCGUCUCCAGCAUCUUUUCCCCUCAGAUGGAGGACACAUCACUGUGGAGAACAUCAGCUAUACUGAAGGUUCAAGUCUGAUGAAAGUGGAGGUGAAAAUAGACGGGCAUUGCUUCUACACACACAUCAACCACGUCGUCGAUUCUGCAAACACUCAGGAUAAAGACGGAGAAUGCAACAAGAAAAAUGAUUUUAAAAGGUUGAGUACAGGUAAGCAGGCGUCCCUCUCAGCGGUGUUCAGCAACGGAAUCAACCUGUCAUACAGUUUCUAUGGACCCACAGGGCAACACAUUAGGGACGCACCAGUGAGUACUCGGGUAACGCAGAGAGAAAGGAGUGGCUCUUCUACCCAGAGCUCUACGGUGUGUGAAGAUCAGCCUCCACCACCAUCAUGUCCCUUCAACAGUCUCAGCUUCUCCGUCCCCAGUGGUCUUCUGUUACAGUUCCUCAGAGAAGACGCACAAGACGAACAGAGUGUGUUGGUGAAACAGAGCUUCCCUCUCCACCAGAGAAGAGUUGUGAAGCCACGUGAGGACUUCUCGCUUUCCAGUGAAAUAUCACGAGUCAUUACCAGCCAGGGAGCUGUGAUCUGUUACAAGAGAGACGGGUCCACGCAGGUGCUGUUUGCAGAUGGCUCAGUUAGUGUCAGUCAGGAGGACUCUGGUCUGGGGGGCGUCUCAGACUCAGAGGCUAAUGUUGAAAAUGCCCCUCAAGAAGGAUUGACUUUGAAAAGCGGUGCUGAUCCUCAGACAAGGUGUUGGUUAACCACAACUCCCUCCGGAUCUCACGUCUAUACUGUGGGAACCACAAACCAACACGUAGCCGCCGCUGCCCCGCCUCUUCUUGUCUACAAGUUCACAGACCCAAUUACCCACGAUGUGAUGCUAACCCGGGAGGAUCACAUUGUUUUCAUCCACUACUCAGACGGGUCUGUCAGUGUAGAACAUGCAGACGGAACCAGAAUCACCAGCCUCUCCAAACACGGACAGUCCACAGUGGACCACCUGGAGCAUGCGUCCUGUCCAUCAGAUCAGGAAUCUACUCACGGAAGGACAGAAUGUGUGCAGGCCACACGCUUUGCACAUGGUGUGCUUUCCAAGCCAGAAGCGAGGCUUAAUUCUGACACUGGUGACAAGACAAACCAGGAAAAAACAUGUGAGAAGGAGUGUGUUGCAGAGAAAGUGGUGCUAGUAGAGAAAGAGGGCUAUGCCACAGUGGAGGUGUAUCCAGAACGCUGUGCUGCUCACGUGUUUUUGGCAGAUGGAACCAUAAUUACUGGGAACAGCCACGGCGCUUAUCAGGUGUUUCAUUCCACUGGUGGUCUUCUUGACAUCCAAAUCAAUGGGAAAUGUGUGUACUCGCCUGUCCGCUUGGCGAGUCCCAAACGACAUGGUGGCGCUGCCACCAAUGAACCAGGAAGCUACACCAUGAGUCAAGCUGACAACGUGGUCUGUGACAUCACGGACACUGAGGGGAAUCACUUCCAGGUGAUGGAAGACGGGCAGAUAUCGGUGCUGAACGUGAGCCCUGUUGGGAGCACACAAAGACAUGACGAUGAGGAACAAGAGAAUGAGGAAAAUCCAGAAAUGAGGAGGUGGUGUGUCAAAGACAAACACUGUCUCAGGCUGUUUCUGGUGUAUGAAGAUGGGUCAGGAACUGAGCUGCUGAGCUCUCAAACUGUGGCGGAGCUUCUCAACCAGUCCUUCUCUGAUCCAACUGUCCAAGUGCUGAAGGAACCCCUGCCGAGCCCACAAACUGAAGGUGAUGUUGGCAUUACCAUCCUCAAGCCCGGCCGCCAGAGCAUUUGGUCGCAGUGGCUACGACACAAACACAACUCCAACAUGGCACCACCCAACUUCACAAACCGCACCUGGCACAGCUUCCCUCAGUCAGAGAAGAAGAUCCCUGGUCCACCAUUUGGUUCUGAUCUGGGACGUGGUCUGACUUUAAGAGACGACCUCAGUGCUUCUGAAGCACAGCAUCAGCCUCUGCGUAGCUGCCCUCAGUUUGUGGAGUUGCGGAUACUAUAUCAGUACCGACCUUUCCCACAAAUGCUCCAAACCUCUGUGCACACGGGUCUGAAGAAUUAUAUCAAGAGUUUGAUGGAGAGGGAGGAGCGAUACGAAAUGUUGAAGGUUCAUAACCAUCAAACUGAUGAAGAGGGAGACCUCGCCUGUAAUUUACUCAGUCUGCUACUGUCUCUCAGGGAUGAAGAGGAUGCACGUGAUACCUUGGAAAACAGCUCUUCAGGGGACAUAGCUGCUCUGUACAGCCAAGGAGUUAAAGCUCUGGAGGAGUCUAAUCUGUCAGAAGAGCCGACUUUAAGCAGAUCUGCCAUGUCAUCUGGUUUAAUGAAAGAAAAUGAGUCCAAAUGGCCUGAAAGACUCGCACAACACAGACAGGAGCUGUGCAAGAUGACGGCCCGCAGAAAAGCUUUGAAAAAGAAAAGCAGUGUUCCGUAUUUCCACCCCGAAAAUGUGCAGUUAUAUCAGGGUCAGACAGAACUCCAAACAGCAGACAGGAGAAGUCCGCUCAUGGAUCAACCUCUCACUUCUAAGGCAAAACCCGCUGAGACCUUCCUGAGUGACAACUUCGAAAUGAAGACAAGUUCUGAAGCAGGAAGCGAUGCGAUGACUGCAUCCAUGGCGCGCCUAACAUCCCCCAGGGUAGAACGUAUAGAGAUCUUCUUGACUGAUGUCCCACAAGAGACGAGUGAGAGAAACGUUGGGAGCUCAGUACAGUGCCAGUCAGUCCAGCUGGAUGUCACUGGAAAACCAAGACAGGCUGCAGUCAGACUUCCAUCCUGUAUUCUCAGCGCCAAACCCCAGAGUGUCCAGUUUCUGUCAGUGGAAGAGCCAGUGAGGAGGAAGUGCCGAACAGUAUCUUUGUCUAAUCCAAACACUAUAAUCCGGGGUUUCCAGCUCCUCCCAUGCAGGGUUGACUUUGGGACAGUAUGGGCGGGAACUUCUUCUGCAGUUACUGUGAUGAUGAAGAACGUGGGUGUGGACACCUGCAGAUUCCAUGUGGAACAGCCUCCUCCUGCUACAGGACUCCAGAUUAUCUACAAACCUGGGCCUGUAGCUGCAGGAUUGCAGAUUGAACUGCUGGUUCAACUGUUUGCCAAUAGCGCCGUCCAUUCGGGUGAGAUUGAGUCAAAGAAUUAUAUUUGCCAGGACAUAACCAUCCGCACAGAGAGAGACAUCCUCUACCUGCCUGUGACUGCAACAGUCCUUCCUGAAAAGUGUCAUGACCUUUCAGAUUGUGAAAACACCAGAUCACACCGAAAGAAAGACUCCAGGUCCGCAUCAUCCAGCCCUCCCUUUAAGCAAGGACUCAUCUGGCCAGCGAGAGGAAGCUCUGCUCGUACCAGUGCAGCACGCACAGGACAUUCCCACUCCUCCAGUAGUCUGUGAGAAAUGACCACCAUCCAUGUUAAACCCAGAUCUCACAUUAUGUUCUUAAAGCAUUGUUAUUUGAAACUUUAAAACUGAGAUUUAUUUCAUAUUUUUUCCUCCUCUGGGCUUGAGAAUUGAGAAGUGUAACAAAUUAAUUGAAUUAAAGUGUUUAAUUCUUACAUGUUCUGUGUGUUUGAUGUGAGAAUGCAUUAGAAACUGGACUUGUUUUUCCUUCAUACACACCUGCAUAUUGUGUGCCACCACUGUGGGAAGUUUCAUUGAAUGAAACCCAUGAAGCGGUUGUGGAGGAGUUGCCCUUAAGAACUCAAUAUUAUACAGUAUUUUGUGAGUUUGAUCA
Molecule: messenger RNA, 6650 nt
Organism: Thalassophryne amazonica
Lineage: Eukaryota; Metazoa; Chordata; Actinopteri; Batrachoidiformes; Batrachoididae
Gene: spag17
Product: sperm associated antigen 17
Exons: 48
Coding region: 146-6310 (2054 amino acids)
Biological process (GO): epithelial cilium movement involved in extracellular fluid movement; axonemal central apparatus assembly
Cellular component (GO): axonemal central apparatus
Source: RefSeq, a predicted model, not a curated record